Messenger RNA from Thunnus maccoyii (southern bluefin tuna), 1066 nucleotides. RefSeq lists its product as uncharacterized. NCBI's taxonomy places the organism in Eukaryota, Metazoa, Chordata, Actinopteri, Scombriformes, Scombridae. The record is from RefSeq and is a predicted model, not a curated record. The coding region runs from base 131 to 1066 and encodes 311 amino acids. The transcript is spliced from 3 exons.
AUUUCCUCAAACAUAAUCCAAACUUUGCAUCUCUUGUAAACAUUUCCCUGUUUUGUACAAGCACAUGCUGGGUCCAGAGUGAAGAAACAUGAAGUAGAUUCACCGUCUGUUCUCCCCACUGGACACAAACAUGGACACUACGGAUGAUCACUGCAUGGAGGAUGUGAAGAAAGAAAGAGAGGUGGAUAAUGACUUUUCUGCCAGACUAUCAGAUGAGACGCACCAGCAUCUGUCGAUCAGUGAAGGGCCUUCCAGCAGUUGCAAGAGGGUCAGAGUGAAAUCCAGACCCAAGCUCCUGUCAACAAAAAGUUUCCCCCCUUACAGUCAGUGUAUAGGUGGACUCGGAGAGGACAGAGACUGGGACAAUGAGCUUGAUUCAGAGUCACACAUUGAUCACCAGCCCUAUCUCAGACAUGAAGAGGCUCAAGGCACAGAAAGACGAGAAGACAUAGAGCUAGUUCCGACUUGUGCAAGUGAUGAACUGAGGGCAAAAUGGAGGAUGAGGAGGAAGGAGAGGCUGGGGGGCAGCUAUGACAUUGAUGCAGAAGGAUGGGCGAGAGGAAGAUGGAGCGGGAAAAGAAGAGUGGAGGAGACUGCAAUAGAGAGGGAGCGUGAUGACCAGGAGAGGGAAGGCGAAGGGAAACACUGGAGACGUAGAAACCCAAACGCUGAGACAGAGAGAAAUGAAGAAGAGGAUAAAGAGAGGAACAGCUCUGUUGUUUCCGAAAUAGAGGGAGAGAGCGAAUGGAGUGGAGAGACCCUAGGAGAGCAUAGUGAGGAGCUUAUGGAGCUGCCAGAAUUGAGAGAGGGCUCCACAUCACAUCAGCGGUCCACACCACAUCCGAUCCUCUCCAAGCUUUUGCAAUCUUCCUCCUCCACCUCCUCCUGUGCCUCCAUCAACUUCUCCUCGGCAGAGAGCGAUGACGUCUUCACUGAAGGAGAGGAUGCUGGCUCCAAGAGGAAGGCAUUCAGGAAGUGUCGUUCCUGGAAAACCUACCUGACCAUGAUGCACUGGUCGCUGCGGCGACAGAGUUCCUGGGUCCAGCUGGCCGGACACCAAGAAUAG